GGACUUAUUAAGUCUAUGAGUACAAAAUUUAAAAAUUCUCUUUUUUCCGAUGUUAUUCAAAUAGUAAAACAGGUAAAUAAUAAAAACUUCAUUAAAAAUGUUAAAAACGAAUGGUACCAAGAUAUAUCUGUCGACACAUUGCUGAAUCUAGAGAAAACCUUGCAAGAGAUUGACUUGAAUAUGAUCGAAGAUGUGGACGAAAUAGUUGAAGUAAAGGACAUAGACUUCACACCACCUGAUAUUACUUCAAAGUAUGGUGAUUGGAAAGAUAAAUCUACUGUAAGUUAUGCGGUCCAGUUAAGAAGUAAAAAUAAGUUUUCUAAAUUUAGUAGUUGGUCUAAAACAGAAGAAAUUGGCAUAAAAGCUAAUCCAACAAUUACAGUUCCCCAAGACAACAAUGGCAGAGAGAGGUUAAUAUUCCGAAAAAUCGAUAAUGGUUUAACUCAGUUUGUUGGCGUUGUAAAGAAAACAGAAACAAAAUUUAGAGACAUCGACAGGGAUCUCUAUAAUGCUGCUGGAAGAGGAGAUCAAGACUUAGCUUAUAAUGAAACGGAAUUACUAAUUGGAAAAGGAGCUAAUAUUAAUGUUAUUUUUGAAAAAGGUCGAAAUUUAAUGCACGCUGCAGCAUUAGCUGGUAAUGACAAGGUUGCUACGGAUUUUCUUUUUAAUAAGAUAAACAUUAAUUUUCAAGAUAAGAAAGGGUAUAGUCCACUACAUUUAGCGGCUGAAUCGAAUCAAAAAACUUUUGUUCAAGAGCUCAUUAAGCACAAUGCUGAUGUCAAUACCCAAACAAAAGCAGAUCAGCUGACUCCUUUACAUCUCGCUGCCAAGAAUGGAUUCUUGGAGACAGUUAAGGAAAUACUGGCAAGUAAUAAAUUAAAUGUAAAUGCUGUGGACAGAGCAGGAUUUUCAACUUUGCACCAUGCUACACACAAGAAAGGUAAUGCCAAAAUCGUAAGAGCCUUGCUUAAAAAGGAAGGUAUACAAAUCAGUGCGAAAACAAAAUUAGGCUUAACUCCUUUACAUUUAGCUGCCCUUAAUGGAUUUUCCAAAGUAAUGGAAUCUUUGUACAACAGCACCAAGUUGGAAGAUAUCAAUGAAACGAAUGAUGAUGGUAUGACAGCGUUGCAUUUUGCUGCAAUGUCUGGAAAAUACUUCAUUGUAAAGAAACUACUUUCAAGAGAAGAUAUUGAAAUCAAUAAAGUCACCAUUAAAAAUAAAUGGACUCCUCUUCAUUUUGCAAUAUAUUUCAAAAAUGAAAACGUAUCUUCGCUAUUGCUGAACGAUACAAGGGUUGACAUAAAUUUAUCUGGGAAUGGUAACAUCACUCCAUUUCAUCUUGCUAUUGCUGCUGGACAGUUGCAAACAGCUGAUAGUUUGGCAAAUAAAGGAGCAGAUAAAGAUGUUAAAAUCGAAAAUAAUGGAUUUACUGCUGCACAUCUUGCCAUGAUGCGCAACAAGUCAGACGCAUUACUUUUGUUGAUUAAUAAUAACGCGAAUUUAAAUGCUCAGUCUAACGAUGGCUCCACUCCAUUACAUUUAGCUGUUAAAUAUCGUAAAACGGAUUUUCUCGAUUUGUUGCUUGACGCAAAUGUUAAUGUAAAAUUAACCGACAGUAACGGUAUUUUAGCAAUACAGAUUGCAAUCGAUGAUAUGAACUUAAAUUUCGUGAGAGCGAUUAUAGAGAAAGUUCCAAGUGUAGUUGAUCGCGCAACGAAAGAAGGGAGAUACCUUCAUGAAUUGGCACAUGAAAAAAGUUUUCGUAUUAUGUAUCAUUAUCUUAAAAACAAAGACUCUGCUGAGUACACGAAGUAUUAUGGUUUAGAGCCUCUUGAAGUGUUUAAAAAGUUAAGUGUGAAUGAUCUGUUUAAUAUUGUAUUCAAUCCUAAUAACGAUCCAAAUGAAAAUGAUGAUAAUCAUAAUAGUUUGGUAAAAUUAAUUUACGAAACAGUUGUCUUAAAAUGUAUUGCUAAAGAAGAAGAAGGUACUCCAUGUCCCUAUAGCGCUCCGUUAUCUAGUCGUUUUUCACGCAGCAUAAAAUCAGUCGUUGGGCAGGGCUACGUGGACCCGUUACAUCAUUUUUCCAAAAAUUUCCCUCAAGCCUCUCCUUCAAGCUUGGUUGAAGAUUCCAUUCCAACUAUUGGGGGACAUUCAUCAACAAACGGAAGUUAUUUUUCGACUUCAGCUGAUAAUUUACUUCAAAAUAUUAAUACUAACAAUUUGUUGCUAUUGUUGGAUUUUACAAUCAGAAAACUAAAAAAUGAAAAGUAUACUUCUCUUGGUAGGAGUGAAAAUUCCAGUUUAAGAUCUCGCGUGAGAGCGUUAAAGAUUAUGGAUAAAUUUGAAAAGUUUGUAAAUUCAUUGAGUUUAAUUCCCGCAGAGGAAGGAAUAGACUUGGCUGAAGUUAGCUCUAAAAUGUAUAAAUCGCUGGAAAGUGGAAAUGAUAGCAAAAUUGUGGAUAUUUUGUGCUCGUAUAUGAAAGAAUUUCUCAAGCUUGAAGAUAUUGACAAGCUCAUUUCAGAAGUUGCUCAUAACAAUUCCAAUAUUCAAAAAGAUAUACUUGAAAAUGCUGUUGAUUCGCUAAAAAAAUCUUGUUUGUUUAGUGACAUCGAAAGGAAACUGGAUGUGCAGUCAGAGGCAUUAGAAGAGGUUUCUCGCAAGGUAGGUGAGAUGCUUAUUAAAAUUGAUAACCUUCAGACGCAAAUGUAUCGCGGAUUUCGUAUUGUAAUUGAUACCAUAGAAAAUACAAAAACGCAAGAGAUUAUAACUAAAAUAAAAACUUCUGUUAAAUAUUUCGAAGAAACUAGAGAACUUCUGAACCGUUAUCGUAAAAAGGAAUAUAUCGAGGAAUUAAGCAGUAAGAACAGCGUUUUGCGCAAAUUAGAAGAGUACUCGGACCCAGUAAAUAGCUUAUAUUCUGCUUUAAAUGAGCUCAUACAUAAUGAAAAUAACUAUGCGAUUCCGAAAAAUGAGGCAGAUGAUAAAGCUUUUCAAGCAUUGUUUGCUUUGUUUUAUGGUACUCAGACAUAUUUUUUGGUAAAAGUUUUUCUCAUGAAGCAAUAUGCUUAUAUUGCAAACUACAAUUACGAAAUAGGAAAUUUCGAUACAUUUAAUACGCAAUAUGUAAACAUUAAGUCUUUGAGUACUAAAUUUAAAAAUUCUCUUUUCGCUGAUGUAACCAAUAUAAUAAAACAGGUUAAAAAUAAAAAUCUCCUGAGCAAAGUACAAAAUGAAUGGUACAAGGAUAUUUCUGAAGACGUUUUACUCGAUCUGAAAAAUGAUAUUGAAGCGAUUGACCUAAAUAUGAUUGAUGUAAAUGGAAUAGUUGAAGUAAAAGACGUAGAUUUUGCAGCACCCGAAAUCACCUCACAGUACGGUGACUGGAAAGAUAAAAGACAAGUUAGCUACGCUGUGCAGUUAAGAGAUGAAAAUAAGUAUUCCACAUUUAGUAGUUGGUCAAAACCAGAAGAAAUUGGAAACAAAGCUAAUCCCACAAUUACAGUUCCCCAGGACAACAAUGGCAGAGAGAGGUUAAUAUUCCGAAAAAUCGAUAACGGUUCCACUCAAUUUGUUGGCGUUGUAAAGAAAACAGAAACAAAAUUUAGAGACAUUGACAGGGAUCUCUAUAAUGCUGCUGGAAGAGGAGAUCAAGACUUAGCUUAUAGCGAAAUGCAAUUACUCCUUGACAAAGGUGCUGAUAUAGAUGCAGUGUUUGAUCAAGGACAAACUCUGAUACACGCUGCUGCAAUGAAAGGCAACGACAGGGUUGCAAAGGAUUUUCUUUUCGGGAAGAUUGACAUAAAUUCUAAAGACAAAAAAGGAUAUACUCCCAUGCAUAUAGCAGCUGAAUCGAAUCAGAAAGAAUUCGUACAAGAGUUAAUCAAACUGGGUGCUGAUGUAAACGCACAAACAGAAACGAAUCAGCUUACACCGUUACACAUUGCUGCGAUGAAUGGAUAUUUGGAAACGGUAUCAGAAUUAAUAAAAAGCCCUGUAAUAUCAGUAAAUGCGGCAGAUAAAUUUGGAUUUACAGCUUUGCAUCAUGCAACCCACAAGAGAGGCAAUGCUAAAAUCGUGAAAGCAUUGCUUACUAAUGAUGGCACAAGCAUCAGCGCUAAAACUAAAUUAGAUUUGACGCCUUUACAUUUAGUUUCUAUUAACGGAUUUCCUAAGGUAUUAGAAGCUUUGGUUGAAAAUAGCAAAUUAUUAGAUAUCAAUGAAGCAAAUAAUGAUGGUAUGACAGCGCUCCAUUUUGCAGCAAUGUAUGGAAAAUCCGUCAUAGUCAGGAAACUACUUAUAGUUGCAAAUAUCGGAAUCAAUAACUUGACCGUCAAAAAUCAAUGGACUCCUCUUCAUUUUGCAAUCUAUUUCAAGAAAGGAAAUGUAGCUUCCCAAUUACUGAGUGACGAAAGAACCCAAUUCAAUUUAGCUGGAGGAAACGGCGUCACUCCUUUGCACCUUGCGAUUGCUGCUGGACAAUUGCAAACAGCAGAGAAUUUGAUAAAAAAAGGUGCAGAUAAAGAAGCAAAAAUAACUAAUGAUGGUUCUACUGCUGUGCAUUUAGCUAUGAAGCGACGCAAACCAGACGCAUUAGAAUUAUUAAUCCAUAAGGAGGCAAAUUUAAACGCUCAAACGGAAGAUGGCACCACAGCUCUGCAUUUGGCCUGCAAAUAUCAUAAGUUGGAUUUUCUCAACUUGUUGCUUGACGCGGAUGUUGAUACGAAAAUUGCCGAUAAAAAUGGUAUUCUAGCUAUACAAACUGCAAUUGAUAACAUGGAUUUGAGAUUCGUGAGAGCGAUUGUUGAAAAAAACCCGAGUAUAGUCAGUGAUCAGUUGGGAUCUAUGUCCGUCAAAGAAGGAAUUUAUGUUCGCGCAUUGGCACAUGAAAAAGUUUUUCGACUUAUGUAUCAGUACCUUAAAAACAAGGAUUCCAAGGAAAAUCAAAGAAAAUAUUAUGGUUUAGAACCUCUUGAAGUGUUUAAACAGUUAGGUAUCAAUGAGCUUUGGGGUAUUAUUUUUAAUCCCAAUAAUGAUCCAAAUGAAAACAAUGACAAUUAUCAUAAACGCAUUAAAUUUCUUUACGAAACAGUUAUUCUGCCAUGCAUUGCGGAGGAAAGUAAAGGUACUCCAUGCAAAUAUAGCGCUCCGUUAAAUAGUCGUUUUACACGCAGCAUUAAAUUGAAUGCCAGACAUGAAUACCUGGAACAAGUGCCGCCAUUUUCUAAAACUCCGCAAGCUAGAAUCUCAAACCAAAAAGAUUCAAAUUUGAUUUCUCUGGAGCCAUCGAUGCACAGAAAUGCUUUCUCCAAUUCGGCAAACUUUUUGCUUCAGAAUUUUAAUGCUAAUAGUGUAUUACUAUUGCUGGAUCUAGUAGUAAGGAAAUUAAAAAAUGAAAAGUAUCCUAUUUCUUACAAGGAGGACGACUCUAAGUUGAAAUCUCGUGGGCUAGCAUUAAAUAUCACUGAAAAAUUUGAGAAGUUUGUAAACGCAUUGGGGAGAAUUCCCACUAAAGAACGAAUGAAUUUGGCAGAAGUAAGCUCGAAAAUAUAUAAAGCUCUAGUUGGCGAAAACGAAAGUAAAGUUGUCGAAAUUUUAUGCUCUUACGUAAAGGGAUAUCUUAAGUCUGAGGAAAUCACCAACAUGAUGUCAGCAUUACCACUUGGCUCUUCAAGCCUUCAAAAGGAAACAAUUGAGGACGCCCUUUAUUCUUUAACAGCUUCUUGCAUCUCAGAUCAGAUUUAAAUUUUCUUGCGAUUAUCAAGAUAUUCAGCUUUUUUUUCCUCUGAUUAUUCUUUUGUUGCACCUGUAACAAAUAUUUUUAUAUAAUAAUUUCUUAGGUGGAGGUAUAUUAUGCACAGUUGGAAAACUUACCUCCUUUAAUAGAACCCAAUUAACUAUUUAACGUAUUUUUUCUACAGCCACAUAAAGAAUUAAGAAAGACUUUUACAAGAUUUAAACUGAUAAAAAUUAAAAAAAUGGUAUUUUUCAACAUUUUUUUAAGCUUUUAUUUUAAUAAAAAUUCUUUUCUUCGUUCUCUCUAUCUCAAUCUUCCUAACUAUUCUUCACUAAAAAACUCUUUACAAUUAUUGGUCAGAAACUAUUUUUUUUAAGUUUGUAAAAUGAUUUUUCUAAUAGUUAAUAAUUACCUUUCAAUUAGUUUCAUAAAGUAUAAAAAAUUCAGGUUUUAGUAAAUAAAAUCAAAAUUAACUUUUAUUCUGCCUAAAUGCAUUAAGUCAAAAUUACAUUUUGAGUAGUUAUCUGAUAAUCUCUCUAUCAUUUAUUAUGUAAGAUCUUCUUUUAUUUUUUUGAUAAGCAGCACUAUGUUUUUCCCGCCGACUAGUGGUUAUUUUUACAAGAGUAAAAAACAUAAACAUUGCUUUUUAAUUAAUUUAAAUAAUAGGUAGUUAAUCUUUUUAAAUAUGAACAGUGAUCCAAUAAUAUAAAAGAGUUAUUUUUAAUU
This is a messenger RNA of Parasteatoda tepidariorum (common house spider), 6460 nucleotides long. RefSeq lists its product as uncharacterized. The record is from RefSeq and is a predicted model, not a curated record. NCBI's taxonomy places the organism in Eukaryota, Metazoa, Arthropoda, Arachnida, Araneae, Theridiidae. Gene Ontology annotation, molecular function: protein binding.